Adineta ricciae is the source of this 2040-nucleotide messenger RNA. The record is from the annotation of a GenBank genome assembly. Lineage: Eukaryota; Metazoa; Rotifera; Eurotatoria; Adinetida; Adinetidae.
AUGGCGAAAUAUUCUUUACCAGAAAAGAUGUUCACAUCAACGUUACAAUACACACAUACUCGAAAUCUCUUCUUGGUAUGCAUGAGUAUCGUGUAUACAUUCGCAUUUGCGUCAUUGUAUUGGCAACAAGCUGGUUUAUAUUCAGAUAAUGGCGUUUUGCCAUUACGUUUACAAAUUCAACAGCAAGAAAACGUUCAAUUGUUUAUUGUUAAAGUAGCAAAAAUGCUUCGUUGGACACCUUAUCGAAUUAUGGAAUGUAUACUUUUAAUCUCGAUUUGCUUAAGUUCGUCAAUGAUUCUUUUUAAAUGUCUUCGUACAAGUGUGACAUUUGCAAUGCUUUGGCUAGCUUAUUACAGUUGCUUUCAAAUUGCUGGUCAGUUUUUGUAUUUUCAAUGGGAUACAUUGUUAUUAGAAGCGGGUUUUCUAACUAUUCUUGUCGCACCGAUGAGAAUUCUGUAUUUAAAACGCAAACAAGUCGAAGAUUUCCUCUAUCAAGAUCGAAUCACUCUUUGGUUAGUUCGAUGGCUCGCUUUUCGUCUUUUAUUUGCUAGCGGAAUUGUUAAGCUAACAGGCGGCGACAAAACAUGGUGGGCAUUGACAGCAACAACAUUUCAUUAUCAAUCGCAAUGCAUUCCAACACCAUUGGCAUAUUAUGCACAUCAAGCACCUGUUUGGUUGCAUAAGCUAUCAACAGCAUUGGUCUAUAUGUUUAUGUCGGGCACGGGUAUUUUGUUCUUUUCACCAUUUCGUGUUCAUCGUCUAAUUGCUUUUGUGGUGCAAACGAGCUUACAACUCUUAAUUGCAAUAACUGGCAAUUAUAAUUUCUUCAAUUUCCUGACUAUUGUUUUAUGUUUCGGUUUGAUUGAUGACCGAUUUUUGGGUUAUUCACAAUGGCAGUCAGCGGACGAUGAACAGAGACCAAAACGACCUUUUUCAUGGUUAACAGCCAUAUUUCGACGAUGUAUUCAUCUAUUAGUUCUGAUUACAUACACUUAUUUGACUGUACGUUGGUUCGGAAUUCAUUGGGAUAAAAAACAACAGAUUAUUGUCACAAAUAUCACAUUCACUCGUGCACAAUUUGACUUUUUCUUGAAAAGAUUUUUAGCCAUUUGCCUGUUUCUCGCUUGGUGCUCGUUAGUUUUCACUAUUGGACGAUCAGCUUUUAUUGCCAUUCGACGACCAACGAAGAUCUAUGGAAAAAUCUUUCAUGCAUUAGUGACAAUUGCUUAUGGCAUUCUAGCAAUGAGUCUAUUCUUUGUUUCGAUGGUACCAUUCACUGUUAUCGAACGGCAAACAGCCAAAGCUCUACCAUAUGAACUACAAGCCUGGUACAAUAAAUUUCAAGAUUAUCAUGUUUUCAAUGCCUAUGGAUUGUUUAGAAGCAUGACGGGAGUCGAUGGUCGACCAGAAUUGAUCAUUGAAGGAGCAAUGAGUAUGAAAAAUCCCAAAUGGAAAGAGUAUGAAUUCUACUAUAAGCCUGGCGUAUUGUCUACCACACCACCAUUUGUUGCUCCGCAUCAACCUCGAUUAGACUGGCAAAUGUGGUUCGCUGCACUGAGCCAUUAUCAACAUGAACCAUGGUUGGCAUUUUUUCUCUAUCGACUUCUAACAAAUCAACCUGAAGUUCUACGACUGAUUCAAACGAAUCCCUUCCCUACGACACCACCGAAACAGAUACGUGUUGCUCUCUAUCGGUAUAAUUUUACUAAACCACCUGCGAAAGAUUAUUGGCAACGCGAACUGGUCAAUCAAGAAUGGUUUCCAUCUAUUACUUUAGAAAGUCAAUGGUUCAUAUCUUACAUCGAACAGCUCGGUGUUACGCAAAUCGAUAAACCCUUAUCGAAAAAUCUCUUCUUGGAUAUUAUACGUAUGAUGAGUGAUCUGAUGAAUGGAACUAUCUUUACAUGGUUUCCUGUUGUUAUUGCUUUGGUAUUUGUCAUUCUACGAAAACUUCUCUGCACAAAACCUCAUAAACCAGUCGUUAUGAGACGAGAUCAUGAAUGGUAUCAACCUGUACCAAUGAAGGAUAAAGAAAAUUAA